UUAUGUCACACUUAUAGAUCUCCUUACAUUGUUUGAUUUUGUGAUUGGCUUCUGAAACGUUUAAAAUGAUCAAAAAUAAAAACGAAUAUAAAAUAACAAAUUUUAAAGCCUUCAUAAUCGGACUCCGGAAAUAAUAUCAAUAAGCGGACUGCCAUUUUAAUUAGGUUUUAUAUACCUUAGAAUAUCUUCUCAGUGAAUAUUCGCUAUCAGUCAUUUGGUACUAAUAUUUAACUUUGAACAUCCGGAAAUCUUCUUCCGGAAUUAUUAAAUAUUUUGCAAUCGAUGGUUAAUGACACAAGUUCAAAUACUUUUUGUUAUCAAUAUCAUACUUACGACCGAUAGGCCCAUCACUGAUUGAUAAGGUGAUUCAAAAUAAUAUAAUUUUGAUAUCAGAGGUUCAUAUAAAUAUAAAUAAACGUGCUUACAUAUUUUUUGUUUAUUUAAGAACAUUAUCAUGAAUUCGAUUGGAAUUCUUGUGUUAAUUUUAAUUUUAAUUGUGACACUAGCCGAAUCGCACUAUCCAAAACCAUGUAGUACGAUUUUUCAAUGUGAUUAUCAAGAAAAUCCUGUCUGGAGCAGUGAUUAUGUUUCUUGUAAGGCUUUUCGAAACAACUGUUGGUUUAAAUUAGAAAAUUGCAACCGCAAAAAUAAUAAACAAAUUGAAUUAAGGAAAACGACUCGUGAAAAAUGCCAAAGUUUUUGUAAUAAGAAAUGUACGAAAAUAUUUUUACCCGUUUGUGCUGAUUACAGGCAUGGAAAAUACAUGUUUAGUAAUGAAUGUGAAAUGGAAAGGCAAAUUUGUGAAUCUGGACAAACUUAUAUCUUGAAGAGUAGAUCGAGAUGCGAUUGCGAGUAUAGACCUGAAAUAAUAACACUUUAAAAUAAAUUUUAAAAUCAGUUACAUAUUUAGUUUUGUUGUUUGAUUUAAACUGUUAAAGGUCAAGUUUAUGAAAAAUUAUUUAAAACCUACCAAAAAACACCGAAGUAUCAACAAGUUAAUGGGGAUACACAGAGGUAAGUGCGCUUUCAUAAGAGACACAGCGAAAGUUUUAAAGCACAUUACACAUGUGAAAUAGUUGCUUGGUAAAAUAGUAUUAGCGAUUAGAUUUUAAAAGUCGCGACCGAGAACUGUUCUGGUGAACUCUAGGGUCGAAAGC
Episyrphus balteatus (marmalade hoverfly) is the source of this 1157-nucleotide messenger RNA. RefSeq names its product U-Kazal-Dg21.2-like. The record is from RefSeq and is a predicted model, not a curated record. NCBI's taxonomy places the organism in Eukaryota, Metazoa, Arthropoda, Insecta, Diptera, Syrphidae. Gene Ontology annotation, molecular function: protein binding. The coding region runs from base 455 to 880 and encodes 141 amino acids. The transcript is spliced from 3 exons.